This is a messenger RNA of Miscanthus lutarioriparius, 3246 nucleotides long. NCBI's taxonomy places the organism in Eukaryota, Viridiplantae, Streptophyta, Magnoliopsida, Poales, Poaceae. The record is from the annotation of a GenBank genome assembly.
AUGGCACCGGGGGCCGACGAAGCACUGUACGAGAUCCACCGGCACGCGUCGGGAUCCCACGUGAUCCCUCAUCAAGAAGAAUACCAAGGUGCUGCGACAAGUAGUGGUAGCUCAGAUGCUGGAGGAGGCGGCGUCCUCUCCUAUCUCUCCUUGCAAGGUGUGAGCAAACUUAAGGAAAGGUGGGCUAGGUACAGUGUGCUGGGGAAGAGUAGGCAGAGGAAGAGGGGCGAUGGCGUGGCACUGUUUGUCUCACCAAACGCGGAAUAUGUGUCUGUAACUGUUGGGAAUCGCAUCAUCAUCUUGAGGAAAGGCGAUGGCUAUGCAUCACCUUGCGGUGUUUACACAAGUAAUGACAGAAUAACAUUUUUCACAAAUGGGGCUUGGCUGGAGGCUCAAGGCAUUUUUGGUGUGGUGGAUGACCUAAGCACACUUUACUUGAUCAAAGAAAAUGGGGAGUUAUUAGCAAGGAGGACAUGCGAUCAGUUGAAGCUAUCUUCUUCCAUUAUUGAUCUGGUUUUGCAGGAUGCUUCAAACUUGCUUAGGCCAGGUUUCUACAUUUUUACAAGUGACUGCUUGGUUCAUAGAUUUGAUUACACUGAAGAACCUGAGUCCAGUUUAUGCGAAGUUCCCAUAUCAACUAAAGAUGUGAUGUCAGCUAAGACUGUCCAGUUACCUCGAAGUUUAUCGUGCAUCGAUUACCAUCAAUGUCACUCACUAUUUGUCCUAGUUGGAGAUUCCAAUGUUUCAUUUAGCUCCAGUAGUUAUUCUGAAUGUGUAAACAAAGUUGGGCCUACAGAAGCAGCUUUAAGGGCUCUACUUUCUUUUGGACUUUGUAUAACUGACCGUUACAAAUUUUCUGAGUUGGAUAACAGCAGUAAAGGUCCAACAUGGGACAGUCACAUCAUUAGGCUUCGUUUAUUGCGGCACAGAGACAUGUUAGAGACAUUCUUGGGAAUUAAUAUGGGAAGGUACGCAGCAGGAGAAUAUAGCAAAUUCCGUUCAAUGCCAUUGGUGGAAACAGCCAUAGCAUUAGCCGAAAGUGGCAAAAUUGGGGCUUUCAAUCUUAUAUUCAAGCGUCAUCCAUAUACUAUCUCUUCAGAUAUUUUACGUGUUUUGUCUGCUAUCCCAGAAACUCUUGCUGUUCAGACUUAUAGUCAGUUGCUACCAGGGAAAUCCCCUCCCAGUGUUGUCAUAUUGAGAGAUGGUGAUUGGGUUGAAUGUGAACAGAUGGCUUCAUAUAUAAACAAUUGCCCUGCCAAGUUGGACAAGAUUGGAGAGAUCAAAACGGAAAUACUUGUAAAGCACUCAAAAGGCUUUUCAUGGCCUUCAGUUGCUGAACUUGUGUGUGCUGUCAUUGAAAAUGGUUGUGGGGAGUCACCAAUAUAUGGGCUCUUCAAGGAUCUUGCUGAGAUGAUAGAAACAGCUGUUCACUGCAUUUAUAUGUGCAGUGCAACUAACCAGUGGAAUACCAUGUCAUCAAUAUUAUCAAAGUUACUCUAUAAAACAAAGAGAGAGAAAUCUUUAGUGGCUAGUGAAGAAGACUGCAAUCUGAAAGAUGCUAAGCAUGCUCUUGGUUCUCCUGUGGUUUCUUAUGAGGAGAUGCAAUGUGUCUGUGCUGAUAUCUUAUCUGGUCUGGGCAAUGCUUCAGAAGAUUUUUAUCACUAUGAUUCAGUACCUUACGAACCUAAUAAUGUCAAAUAUCUUGAUAUAUUGGAGAAGAGGCUAAAAGUUGCUGAAGGCCAUGUAGAAGUAGGACGGCUCUUUACUUAUUAUCAGGUCCCAAAACCAAUGCAUUUCUUCCUUAGUGCUCACUUAGACGAGAAGAAUGUAAAGCAAAUUAUACGGCUGCUUCUAUCGAAAUUUGGCAGACGCCAACCUGAAUAUAUGCUGGCAGAAUUUAUCAGAGGGCUUUUGAAAGCUGGUAAAUUUUCGCUAGCCAGGAAUUAUCUUGGAGGAACCAGUGCUGUUUCUUUAUCCACAGAGAAGGCUGAAAAUCUUGUGAUACAAGCUGCAAGGGAGUAUUUCUUCUCGGCUUCAACUUUGUCUGGGAAUGAAAUUUGGAAGGCCAGGGAAUGCCUAAAUCUGUUACCUAAUAGCAAAAAUGUUCAAGCAGAAACUGAUAUAAUUGAUGCCCUUACUGUUAGACUUCCUUAUCUAGGGGUGACUAUCCUUCCUGUUCAGUUCAGGCAGGUAAAGGAUCCUAUGGAGAUCAUCUGCAUGGUGAUAACAAGUCAAACAGGUGCAUACCUUCAUUUUGAAGAGAUUAUUGAUGUCGCUAAACUUCUGGGAUUAAGAAGUGAAGAGGAAGUAGCGGAUGUGGAGGAGGCUAUUGCUAGAGAAGCUGUGGUAAAUGGUGAUGUUCAACUUGCCCUUGAUAUCUGUUUAAAUUUAACAAAAAAGAGUCAUGGUGCAGUGUGGGAUUUAUGUGCUGCAAUUGCUAGAGGCCCUCCACUUGACAAUUUGGAUACUGAUGUCUAUCCGGAGAUAGAUGGGUAUAAUAAAGAACGCCUUUCUUACAUUUAUGGCAUUCUUUCAGCAUGCCAUUCAUAUCUGAAGAGGACAAAUGAGAUAGAAUUGAGAUACCCAGAGCAUGUGCAUACCCAUAAGCUUGAACCAUUUCAGUAUUAUAAGGUACUUGAGGAAGAGUGCAAGAAAGUCUGCUUCAUUGAUGGCUUGAACUAUAAAAACAUUGCUGGACUGGAUAAUCUGAACUUUGAGCAUUUCAAUGAAGAAGUAUGCAAGAAUAUCCAUGCCUCUACCGUCACUACUCUAGCUGAUAUGGUACAAUCUCUUGUGAGUAUGUAUGUUGAUGUACUGGCCAAGGGACUCAUAUCACAACAAGGUGUUUACAAGCACUAUGUUUUGGGGUUGCUGGCAUCAUUAGAAGGCCGCAGUGAAGCACAAUCGAACUGCACAGAUUAUGAAAAGUUGCAGGCUGCCCUAUGCGAAGUUGAGUUGAACUAUGAUAGUUGCAGGGAGUACAUCCAAGCUCUUCCAACCACAGAUAUUUCAUAUAUUGUAGGAAGGUAUUGCACCCUCUGCUUUCCAUCUAACUUAGCACGAAGCCAUCCACAGGAACCUUCGUGGAGGAAACCUCUUGCAACACUACUAGCAUUUUGGUCUAAACUUGUUGAUGACGUACCGGGGGAUUCAAUUGAUGCUUGCUCAUAUGAAAGAACAGACUACUUAAAUUCAAAUAGGUUAUCUCUGUGCAUAGGGAGCUUUCAGGCAGCUAUUGAUAAAUGA